UGGGAGGAAAAAAUUGCAAAUCUCCGUCACCUCCGGCCAUAUCGCCGCUUUUUGCACUUUUCCGGAUCCGGACAAAGCUCCGACCAGAACUCAGUUAUUACCAAAAGGGAAAGCCUAAAUUUUUCCUUUUCUUUUCAUUUUCAACUUUCAACUUCACAUGGAAAAAAAAUUAGAAAAGGCUUUGAAGAUAAUGUUUAGUGUAAAUCUUAACUAAAAUAGUUGUAAUUUUGAGUUGCGUGAUUACAUAUUUCCCAAGCUCGAGUUUUACGAUUUGAUUUGGUACUGCAAAUUUCUACUUUGUUUUAUUCGUUCUCUUUGCGUUUUCCGGUGAGAAAUCUGAGAUUUGUUUUCCUCGACCAAAUCUGUAAACUUUCUUCUUUUAGCAGCUUUUCCAAUCUGGGUACUGCAAAUUCCCAUUAAUUCGAGCUCAAGAAUCUUCGAAACUCGCGUAGAUCCUUGUUAAUCAGUGAAUACACUUCCGGAUUUUUUGCUUAGCUUUAGCAAAUCCUUGGAGUAUUUGGAGGUCUCUGUUGUUCAGAUGCGUUGAAGUGGUUUCUGUGAGAUUUGAAAUGGCAGAGAGAAAGAGAGAAAUGGGGAUUACUCAUUUCGCGCGCAGGAUUAAACAACCACGAGGGAUUUGGGUGAAGAUGGCGUUCAUAGUUGUUUUGGGUCUCUGCUUCGUCUUCUUCUGGUCUUUCUUGUCUUCCUCUGCUUCCUCAUUUAAUGUCCAGAGAGAAAGCUUCGAGGAUAUAGCUGAACCAGUGUCAUCUCGAACCAAAUCAGCUCAUAACGAUGUAUCUGAAUCUAGCAGAUCACAUGAGAAAAGUAAAGUUGAAUCUGGUUCGAAAUCAAAAGAAGGGAAAAAAGUUGGUGGGUUUGUUCAUAAACAUGAAACCAAGAAAAAGAAAGAGCAUGCUGUGACUCAUCCACAUAAGAAGAAGGAUGUGCCAAAGCCUGUGGUAGUAGAAGAAGAAGCUGUGGUUAAGGAGGAUCAAGAACAUGUAGAAGCAGCAUCUGACGAUUCUGAGUCUAAUAAGGAAGAUGGAGAGGAAGGAACUGAAUCAGACGGAAGUGAAGGAGAGUCUGAUGGAAAUGUAAAUGGGGAUGAUCCAAGUGCAUCAGUGGAUGAAGAAGUGGAAGAAAAGAACGAGGAAGUAACCGUUAACGAGACAGGUAAUAAGAGGAAGAAGAGAGGUCCUGUGUUUGAUCCUAAAGCUGAGUAUAGCUGGAGAUUGUGUAACACUAGGAGCAAGCAUAAUUACAUGCCAUGUAUUGAUAAUGAUGGGAUAAUAGGGAGGCUUCAGAGUUAUAGACAUAGAGAGAGGAGUUGUCCUAAGAAGCCUGUAAUGUGUCUUGUUCCUCUCCCACAUGAUGGCUAUGAUCCUCCUGUUUCCUGGCCUGAGAGUAAAUCUAAGAUAUUGUAUAAGAACGUGGCGCAUCCAAAGUUAGCUGCAUAUAUAAAGAAGCACAAUUGGGUGAAUGAGUCCGGUGAAUACCUAACAUUUCCACAGAACCAGACUGCGUUCAACGGAAAGGUUCUUCAGUACCUUGAAUUCAUUCAAGAGAUGGUACCAGAUAUUGAAUGGGGAAAGAAUGUUCGUAUAGUGUUGGACAUUGGAUGCUCAGAGUCAAGCUUUGUAGCUGCACUGCUGGAUAAGGACGUUUUAACAGUGUCUCUAGGCUUAAAAGACGAUCUAGUCGACUUAGCACAGGUCGCUCUUGAGCGCGGGUUUCCUACUUUAGUCAGUGCUUUGGCAAGUAGAAGGCUUCCUUUUCCUAGUGGAGUCUUUGAUACCAUUCACUGUUCUGCUUGUGGAAUCCACUGGCAUUCUCAUGCGAUGACUGCAUUGAUAGCUUCUAUUUGUUGGAAUAUUCUUGCACACAAAACCGAAGAAGCAAGUGAAAUGGGAGUGCGAAUAUAUCAGAAACCAGAAUCAAAUGAUAUUUAUGAAUUGAGAAGGAGGAAAAAUCCACCUCUUUGCAAGGAGAACGAAAACCCAGACGCAGCUUGGUAUGUGCCGAUGAAGACCUGUUUACAUGAGAUACCGUCGGCUAUAGAGCAGCAUGGAGCAGAGUGGCCUGAGGAAUGGCCAAAGAGACUUGAAACAUACCCUGAGUGGUUAACCAACAAAGAGAAAGCCAUUGGAGAUGCAGAUCAUUGGAAAGCUAUGGUAAACAAAUCUUACCUCACUGGACUAGGCAUCGACUGGUUACAUAUCCGGAAUGUGAUGGAUAUGACAGCGAUCUAUGGCGGAUUUGCGGCGUCACUAGUGAAGCAGAAUGUGUGGGUGAUGAAUGUAGUGCCGGUUCAUUCGCCAGACACGCUUCCAUUCAUAUACGAAAGAGGUCUACUCGGUAUAUACCAUGAUUGGUGUGAACCCUUUGGAACAUAUCCAAGAUCUUAUGACCUUCUUCAUGCUGAUCAUCUCUUUUCACGGCUCAAGAACAGGUGUAAGCAACCGGCUUCGAUCGUGGUGGAGAUGGAUAGAUUGACGAGGCCUGGAGGUUGGGUGGUUGUGCGUGACAAGCACAGCUCCAGAAUCUCCUCACCUUGGUUGGAUUUGAGAGUGUUCUACGUCAGGAUAAGCAAUUUUAAGGUGGAAGAUUCAACCCCUGAAGUCCUCACCAUCAACCACAUUCCUCUGGAUCCAGACACGCUUUUGGAGAUAAACGGUGUUAGGAUGAGCAUGUACUCGGAAGGAUGCUCUUCACAGCUCAGGAGGGAUCGUGUUGAUAAGAAAUCCGAAGAAGCUACUUAUGUCAGCACAGACAAUAUCAGGUUAACGGGUAGUGUAAAGUUUGAGGUUUAUGACAAAAACGAGCUAGUCCUGUCUGGAACUCUUGAGAAAUCUGAUAGUAAUGGGUUCACUGGGGAAUCGAAGAAUCGAUGGAGCAUGAAUUGCGAGGCUGAGAUCACUGCAGGGUCUGGUUUCUUAAAGGAGAAGAGCAUCAACGGUCACGAGUUACCGUCGUCCACAUUGCCGACUAUCGAGGUCUAUGUCACUGGUUGCUUCUCAGGAACACCCAUCAUCUUAACAAAGACUCUGCAACUUGGUUUCAAAAAGAAGCAGAGUAGAAGAUUGGCAUUGGAUUCGAUUCCUGAGUAUGAAACUGCAGAGCCUCAGAAAAACAUCUCCUCUGAGCUUGAUUUUCAGGCAACAGAAUACGGAAACUACAAAGAGGAAUACGAAGGAGACAUGUAUUGGAGAAGUGAAUGCAUCGAUGGAGAGAUGUCAUGGUUCAAUGCAGGUGUAAGAGUUGGUGUUGGGAUUGGACUUGGUGUCUGUGUUGGUCUCGGAAUUGGCGUCGGCCUUCUCGUGCGUACUUAUCAAUCAACUACUAGAAACUUCAGGAGGAGGCUUCUCUAGUUCUGAUAAUAUACAUUUGCAGUUGUUUACCUUGAAAUUUUUAAAGAAUCCUCUUUUUUAAACGUUUGUAUUUUGGGUGCGAUGUGAAUCAAACACACUGGUGUGGGAUUGUUGGUAUCUGUUUUGAUGUAAAUAAGCGAUUGAGAGUGUAGCUUUUGUAAUCAGAGUUUGGCUGAUGAGAAUAGAUAGAUUAGGUCUACAGAUCCUAAUUCUCUGAAUACUUAUUUAACUUAAUCAUUUUAUAUAUAAGUCGAAGCAAUCAUCACUCUA
This is a messenger RNA of Thlaspi arvense, 3638 nucleotides long. The record is from the annotation of a GenBank genome assembly. NCBI's taxonomy places the organism in Eukaryota, Viridiplantae, Streptophyta, Magnoliopsida, Brassicales, Brassicaceae.